Molecule: messenger RNA, 1710 nt
Organism: Myotis daubentonii (Daubenton's bat)
Lineage: Eukaryota; Metazoa; Chordata; Mammalia; Chiroptera; Vespertilionidae
Product: leukocyte immunoglobulin-like receptor subfamily A member 5
Biological process (GO): immune response-regulating signaling pathway; cytokine-mediated signaling pathway
Cellular component (GO): plasma membrane
Molecular function (GO): inhibitory MHC class I receptor activity
Source: RefSeq, a predicted model, not a curated record
UCCAUCUGCAGAGCCGGAGCCCUCAGAGCCAUGACGUCCAUCCUCUCUGCUCUUCUCUGCCUCGGUCACUUGUGGAGACCGGCAGCAGGAGGGGAUGGGCAGGAAAUUCUCCCUUGUUCUUGUGGAACCUCAAGCUCAGGCAGCUCGAGUGGACAGGGUCCUGAUUGGAAGAAAAUCAGCUCAGACGUCUGGGUAGGAAACUCUGACAGGAACUCUCUUCCAGGGCUGAGUCUGGACCAGAGGACCCGUGUGCAGGAAGAGACCCUCUCCAAACCCACCCUCUGGGCUGAGCCAGCCGCUGUGAUCCCAUAUGGAAGCCCUGUGACCCUCAUGUGUCAGGGAAACCUGGAUGCCAAAAAGUUCUAUCUGUAUAAGGAAAGAAAACGUUUGCUUUGGAACACGCAGACCCGAUGGGAGCCCAUGAACAGGGCCAAGUUGUCCAUCAAACAGAUGAACCAGGACUUUGCAGGGAGAUAUCACUGUUACUAUCACAGCCCCACAGGCUGGUCAGAGCCCAGCGACUUCCUGGAGCUGGUGGUGACAGGAGCCUACAGCAAACCCAGCCUCUCAGCCCUGCCCAGCCCUGUCGUGACCUCGGGAGGGAACGUGACCCUCCAGUGUGGUUCAGGCCAAGGAUUUGAUGGAUUCAUUCUGACUAAGGAAGGAGAACACAGGCUCGCCUGGUCCCUGGACUCUCAGCCACACACCAGUGGGCAGUUCCAGGCCCUGUUUCCUCUGGGCCCCCUGACCUCCAUUCAGAGGUGGACACUCAGAUGCUAUGGCUGCUACAAGAAGGUGCCCCAGGUGUGGUCACAGCCCAGUGAGUCCCUGGAGCUCCUGGUCUCAGACUGCACAGUGGAGAAUCUCAUCCGGAUGGGCGUGGCUGGCUUGGUCCUGGUGGUGCUCGGGGUGCUGCUAUUUCAGGCUCGAAACGACACCAGAAGGACCCUCGACACAGCCAGGAUGUGAACACAGAGGCGACAAUGCACCGUUCAGAGUGGGGGAGCCCUGGAGCUCAUCUGAUGACCCCAGGAGGUGCUGAAAGAGAAUGUGGACCAUAAUUGGGGAAAAUGUCUGCUGAGAAUGUCCUGGGGAGAAGACGUGGUAUGCGAGGUUUGGGUGCAGGAGAACGUGGGCCAUGCCCCUGUAGAGGACGCCCCCUCCAUCCACCUGGGUGCUCUCCCUCCCUCCCUGUCCUCGCUCACUCUCGUCCACUGCCCUUCUGUUCUCACCCUGUGAUGUGAGGGUCCAUCCCACAUGGCUGGUUUGGAUUCACAUCUAUGCACCCCUUCAUGCGGGGUCACAUCCAUCCCAACAAAAUGAGGUAUCUUUACAAUCUUGGAAUUUUUUAAACCAUAAAGGACAAAGGAUGGGUACCUGGUACAUUGUGGGCAAAUGUCAAAAUAAUGCAGCUCAGUGACAGAAAGCAGACGCAUAAGGUCAGGGGUUGUGUGAUUCCAUUUAUGCGAAAUGUCCAGGAGAAGGAAACCCAUAGAAACCGAAAUCAGAUUGGUUUGUCUGGGGUUGACCAAGAGGACAGAUAGGAGAUGGACUGUUUGGUGUUUUUGUGGGGGGUUGGCUAUAAAUACUUCUUGAAACUAGGUAGAUGUUGUCAUUGAGACAUUGUGUAUUUAUUACAUUCUAGUGAAUUUUAUAUUUUAAAAGACUGAGUUGUAUGUUAUUUGAAUGUUGCAUCAAUAACAAUAAAUG